Messenger RNA from Bolinopsis microptera, 2005 nucleotides. RefSeq lists its product as uncharacterized. The coding region runs from base 54 to 1727 and encodes 557 amino acids. The record is from RefSeq and is a predicted model, not a curated record. The transcript has 10 exons. NCBI's taxonomy places the organism in Eukaryota, Metazoa, Ctenophora, Tentaculata, Lobata, Bolinopsidae. Gene Ontology annotation, molecular function: DNA binding; DNA-binding transcription factor activity, RNA polymerase II-specific. Gene Ontology annotation, biological process: regulation of DNA-templated transcription.
UCCUCCUCAGCUACGCUUUUCUGAGUAAAACUGUUUGUUUAGUUUUUUAUAUCAUGUAUAAUUCUUCAUGUGAUUCGUAUAUUGCCUCUACUUUAAAUCAAAGUUCCUUCGAUCACUGGCCCCUUGCCUACCCUACUCAGCAGGAGGUUCCGAACCCCUAUAUUCCUGUCCCUAAUACCUUAGAGGAACUUAGAGCCCAGCAGAACAAGGUCUGGACUCCUAUCCCCAGCGCUGUCCACACUCUUGAAUACAAGAAAGGGGGCACGGGGUCAUACCGUAACAACCGUCCAGCUACCAGAUCCAGGGCUAACACCGGCCAUAAGAAACCAACUCAAGUAAAAAAGCUUAGAAAAUCAGAGAAUCAAAUCGAGGUCUUGAAGAAUUAUUUCAAGGCUAACUCAAAGCCUGGAAGGGAAAACGUGGCUCAGCUAGCAGCAGCUACAGGACUAAAGUUUUUGGAGGUGAGGAACUGGUUCCGAAACGCAAGGCUUAGAAACAAGGAGGGGUCUAUGAACCAACAAGGAAUGGGAACAAAGAGUGAGGAGGACAGCUGCGGAGAAGUGAGCUCUUCAACCGGGAGCAAUCUUCCUAUUAAUAAGAGCCAAGAGAUAUCUAUGCUUUGGGAGAGACUGGAUAACGAAGAGAGAAAGAACCUUCUCCCCAAGUACCUUACUACUUGGGAAAAAGACAGUCCAGAGAGGACUGAGGUGAUAAGAGCUCUGUUGAAGACACUCAGUACAACUGAAAGGAAUUUUGUUCACGGUGCGGUGAAACCUAGAGGACCUUACAGAUGUUCAAGCGAUAAGAACUUGAGUAAAACAACAAUACUGGAACGAGCUAAGAACGCGUGGAAAGAGCUGGAGAGGAUGUUUGGAGCAAAUAAACAGAAGAGUCCGGUGGAGGGUUUCCAGGACAACUUGAGUCUCAAUCUGGAUAGAGACAUGCUGGAGGGUCUCAAGUCUCUGUUCCAAGCGCACAGGGACUACUUGUUCUACCUGGUCAAGGAGAUGGGCAUUGACACCAGCGAUGAGAAAGAUAUGGGCAAACUGAAGACUGCAAACUCUCUACAGAGAUACACUGAAGACGACAUGUUUAUACCACAUCCACAGUACGGCUCAGUAAGCCCGGGUACUAUGGAGAUGUUACAACCCUACACCCAGAAUGUCUCGGCCUUAAGUAACAGCUACCCGCCCUCUGUCUACCCCAUCAUGCCGGCCACCCCCACCCCGAUAUACCCUACUACUGACUUCAUGUCCUACCCGUAUACCAACAGUCAACACUCAUAUCCCCAGACCAGCCCUCUACAGCUCGGCGGCUCCACCACCUCAGCCUCAGCCCGCUCAGCCUGGGUACCCACUCUGACUCCCACGGAGGAUCGCAGCCCCAUUCUCACCAAGUCCUACUACCCGGACACUGGACCAGACUACAGUUUUGUCAAGAACCACUUCUCUCCCGAGAAACUGUCAGCUCAUCAUCAGCAGCCUGAAAAACCUAUUAUUAAGCCUUUCUCAGAGGUCGGUGGAAUGUCAUUCAACUACAACACGGCCGGUCCGAACACGGAAAUAACUCAGAAGUGCACAUUUGUCAAGUACUACGAAGUUACCUACAAUAACAAAACUUGUCCGACGACCGGCACACAAGUGACGGCAGGACCCAAAUCUCUCCCACUCCAACCCCUCCAGUCCUUGACAGCUCCUCCAUCCUCCAAGUUUGAACAACUUCUUUGAACUUCUAGAAAUCUUAUAUGGACUUCUUUUUGUUUCAGUAUGAUUAUAUUGGGCUAAGAAAUAACUUUGAAUGAACUCACUUUAUUAAAGUCUUGUUAGUUUUGAGGUAGCCACUAACCAGAAUAGUUGCGACUGGAAAUUUUGUAAAUAAACAUUUGAUCGAGAAGCAUGUGAUUUGUCAAGCAAAAAUACUUAUUUAUAUUGCUGACAUAGAAUUUUCGAUUAUCAUAUCAUUGAUGUAUUUUGUAUUUGUUUGAUAUUUGUAUUUGCUACAUUUU